GCCUUACAACUUGCCAACCAGUCCUCGGAGAACCGUGGGUCUUACCGGAGCCGUAUAUACACACGCGUGUCGACGGUCACAACGUCACUUUUCGUCCGUUUCGAGGAUUUUUAUCCUCCUCUCGGGAGUAAUAACGCGUUACGCGUAACGAGAGUUAAGUGUAUCGAUACGACUUGGGAGAGGUCGGUGAACCUGGGCGAACACGCACACCCCGUUGUUCAAAACGUGUUCAAACGAGGAUAGGACACGAGAGAGGAAUGAAAUCUCCAGGAUUAUAAAUCGCCUUGCUUAUAUACGGGCGCGCGCGCGCGCGCAUACUCGUACGUGCAUCGGAGAAAAGAUCGUAGAAUAUUCGCGAAAGGUGUAUAUAUAUAUAUAUAAACGCCGUACAUUUAUAUAUAUAUAUAUCUUUCGAUCGAUCUAAAAAAGGAGGGAAGGGGGAAAAAAGGAGAAAAGAAAAAAAGAAAUCUCUUCGUAUCGCGAGGAGAGAGAAAGAGAGAAAGAAAGAAGAGAGAGAGAGAGGGGGAGGGAGAGAGAGAGAGAGAAAGAGAGAGAAGAGAGGAUAAGAAGGAGAGAGGAGAUGGGCGAUGUGAGGUAGAGAGAUCGGCGGGUCUGAUUGGACUUAAAUGGAUCGCGGCCGGUUUCGCGACAGAUAGAGGAGCUGGAGCCGUGGGAGCCGUGUUCGCGUGAGAUUUGAUGGAAGAUUGAGAGAGAGAGAGAGGAGAAACGGGCGGAAAGAUGCGGGGAAGUCCUGCGUUCUUCGCCAUAAUUCUAGGCACGAUAUUCGGUGUCCUCGGCGCGUCCCUAAGCAAGGCGCUCCGGUACAAAGCGCCGGACGAGUGCAAGUGGGUCGCGACCGGCGACACCGAGGACGACGUCUCGCUCGUGUGCCGUCUGAGGACUAUUAACAGCGAGUUGGAGAACACCAACUUCAGCGUGAUACAACCGCAGCACACGGUCCGUCUAAGGUUGGAGUGCAGCGACGCGUUGUUCUACCAGAGCUCGUUGAGCGCGGGCAGUUUCAGGCCGUUGGUCGAGUUGCGCGAGCUCGUGAUCGAGUACUGCAAGAUCGGCAAUCUGUCGGACGACGCGUUCAAAGGGUUGAAGGAGUUGAGGAAUUUGACGGUGAGGACGCACAACACCGAUUGGUCCGCGAUGGCGUUGGACGUGUCGGGGGGCGCGUUCACCGACGAGUUGAAGCAAUUGGAGAAAUUGGAUCUGGGGGAGAACAACAUGUGGAGUAUACCGGAGGGCGCCCUCUGCCCCCUCGUCAAUCUGGAGAUAUUGAAUUUGACGAGGAAUCGGUUACGGGACGUGACGAGUUUUCGUUUCACAGGCGCAUCGAGAUGCCUGCCCAAGCUGAAGGAGCUCGAUCUGAGCAACAACAGCAUCGAAUCGUUGCCGAGCGCGGCGUUCUCCGGUUUGACAAGGCUGCACAGCCUCGACCUGCGGUGCAACGCCAUCAGCUUCAUGGCGGAUCGGGCGUUCGAGGGCCUCUCCUCGUUGGCCAUCUUGAGGCUUGCGGACAAUCGGCUCGCGAGCCUCCCGCCCGAGUUGUUCAGCGACGCGAGGAACAUCCAGGAGAUCCAUCUUCGGAACAACACGUUGAACGUGUUGCCCCCGGGUUUGUUCACCGAGCUCACCCAACUGUUGGUCCUCGACCUCUCCCACAACGAGUUGACCGCCGAAUGGGUGAACGCGGCCACCUUCGUCGGUUUGGUACGCUUGGUGGUGCUCGACCUGUCCAACAAUCGCAUCGCCCGACUCGACCCGGCCGUGUUCCGCGACCUCUACAGCCUUCAAAUACUCCGGCUGCAGGAGAAUCUGUUGGAAAGCCUGCCCGAGAACACGUUCUCGGCCCUCUACAAUCUUCACACGUUGCUGCUCAGCUACAACUUGCUAACCGUCAUCGACGCGACCACGCUGAGCGGCCUCUACGUGCUCAAUCUGCUCUCGUUGGACAACAACAGGCUGCACACGAUAAACCCGGCCGCCCUCAGGAACGCCUCUUCCCUCCAAGAGUUCCACCUGAACCGUAACCAGCUCGAGUCGGUCCCGGACGCGCUCAAAGCCACACCCCUUCUCCGUACCCUCGACCUCGGCGAGAAUCUCAUCUCGGAGAUACCGAGCGGCACGUUCGACCACGUGUCCCAACUUUACGGGCUUCGAUUAACCGAGAAUCAUAUCGGCAAUCUGAGCAAAGGUGUCUUCGAUCGUAUCAAGGAGUUGAAGAUAUUGAAUCUCGCGAUGAAUCGGAUACAAUACAUCGAGCCCGGCACGUUCGACGAGAACGCCAACCUCCAAGCGAUCCGUCUCGACGGCAAUCAAUUGACGGACAUCGCGGGCCUUUUCACCAAUCUAUCCAACCUCGUGUGGCUGAACGUGAGCGACAACAAGCUGAGAUGGUUCGACUACGCGAUGAUACCGACCGGACUGCAAUGGCUCGACAUACACUCCAACGAGAUACGGGAGCUGGGCAAUUACUUCGAGAUCGAGAGCCAGUUGAAUUUGAGCAUAUUCGACGCGAGCGAGAACAAGCUGACCGAGAUUACGGGGAACGCGAUACCGAUGAGCGUGGAGAGGCUCUACUUGAACGACAACCAGAUCUCCAAGGUGCAGAGUUACUCGUUCUUCAAGAAGCCCAACUUGACCACGGUCGAGCUGAAAGGGAAUCAGAUACGAAACUUGGAGCCGUACGCGUUGAGGAUCAGCGCCGUCCCACCCGACAAACCUCUCCCGGAGUUCUACAUCGGGGACAACCAGUACCUGUGCGACUGCACCAUGGAAUGGUUGCAACGGGUCAACAGGCAGAAUCAGACGAGGGUGCAACCGCGCGUCAUGGAUUUGGAGAGCAUCUAUUGCAAGCUCCUCUACGACCGGGAGCACGCGUUCGUCCCUCUGGUCGAGGCGUCCCAUUCCCAGUUCUUGUGCAAAUACGACACCCAUUGCUUCGCCCUGUGCCACUGUUGCGACUUCGACGCCUGCGACUGCGAGAUGACCUGCCCCUCCAAUUGCACGUGUUACCACGAUCAAUCGUGGUCGGCGAACGUGGUCGACUGCUCCAACGGGGGCCACGCCAACAAACUGCCCGACCAGAUACCGAUGGACGCGACCCGCCUCUACCUGGACGGGAACGACCUGCGCCUCGUCUCCAGCCACGCUUUCAUCGGCCGGAAGAAGCUCAAAGUGUUGUUCCUCAACGCGUCCAACAUCGAGAUCGUGCAGAAUCGAUCGUUCAACGGGCUCAGGGACCUGGAGGAUCUCCACCUCCAGGACAACAAGAUUCGAGAGUUGAAGGGGCACGAGUUCGAGGGAUUGGACGCGUUGAGACUGCUCUACUUGCACAGGAAUCGGAUCUCCUCCAUCGGCAACGACACGUUCUCCACCCUACGGUCGUUGCGCAUCCUUCGGUUGGAGGGGAAUCGGUUGACAGUGUUGGCCGUGUGGACGCUUCCCGACUCGAUCGAGAUCAGUUUGUCGGGGAACCCGUGGUCCUGCGAGUGCGACUACCUUCGAAGUUACCGGGAGUGGAUCCGCGAGCCGAGCGUGCGAGUGACGGACGCGUCCGCGUUGCGCUGCGUGUACAACGUGACGGAGUUCGAGGCGUUCGGCGACCAGGUGUUCGCGGACAACGAGUUCGGCUUCCGACUCGUGGCCGACGGGAGGAACGAGGAGGAGAGGCGCGAGAAGCACGGCAACGAGAGCACGGCCUCGUGCACGGGCGCCGCGAGCGUCGAGAACGACGCGCAUCGAAACCUCACCAAGACCAUCAUCGAGAAACAAGUGUUGCAGGACUACCUCCCCCUCCUCGUCACAACCCUGGUCGCCUCCUCGUUAGUCGUGCUCCUGUGCCUGCUCGGCUUCGUGUUCCGCCAAGAGCUCCGCGUGUGGUUCCACUCGAGAUUCGGGGUGAGGAUAUUCUACAGGAGCCACGAGGUGGACCGCGACGACAGGGACAAACUGUUCGACGCGUUCAUCAGCUACAGUUCCAAGGACGAGGCGUUCGUCGCCGAGGAACUGGCGCCCGUCCUCGAGAUGGGCAACCCCUCCUACAAGCUGUGCCUCCACUACCGCGACUUCCCCGUCGGCAGCUUCAUAGCCGACACCAUUGUCCAGGCGGUGGAGUCCUCGAGGAGGACGAUAAUGGUGCUGUCGGAGAACUUCAUCAAGUCGGAGUGGUGCCGGUUCGACUUCAAAUCGGCCCAUCACCAGGUGCUGCGCGAUCGGAGACGGAGGUUGAUCCUCGUCCUGGUCGGCGACGUUCAUCAGCGGGACCUCGACCCGGACAUCAGGCUCUAUCUCAAGACCAACACCUACUUGCAAUGGGGCGACAAACUGUUCUGGGAGAAGCUGCGGUUCGCGCUGCCGGACGUGCCCAACAAUCAGAGGACCACGCAGAGGACGAGGCAACCGCCGCCUGUCCGACGCCAGCACAACAACAGGACGUCCAACGGAUCGCGAACCGUCUCCGUGCACAUAUGAACCACCUUCACCACGCGCUUUCGUUCUUGGUGUCUUCGUUCCCAGCUGUUUCUAUCUGUGCGCGUGUGUACGUGUGUGAGUGUAUACAUAUAUAUAUAAAUGCGUGCUGCACACCGCGCUUUUCUUCCGGUGUGGGAUUGUGGGAUUGUGGGCGUAGCCGUGAAUUUCAAAGCGGUGGUGCGCCAAGACUUCGGCACUGCCGAGGGAAAGGGUACAGUGCGUCUCCUUUAUACAAUAGGUGCAAUAAGGUGGGAUAUAUACGAGUGUAAAUACUACCGGAGCGGAUUCUUCCGAUGUAUAAAAUGUUUUCCACGCAGAAGAGAUUUCUGUGUUUUUUCUCGUGCGAAGGAUAUAAAAAGAAAGGGGAAAAAAAGAAAAAAAAACAACGAAAAGUGUGAACUCGUGUCGAGAAUGAAGAGAGGGAGAAAAAAAAGACAAUUCCACGAAGAGAGAAACAGUGUGUGCUUUUGUAAAUAGAGAAGAGAAUAUACGAGAAAUGGAUAGAGAGAGAGAGAGAGAGAGAGUAAGAGAGAGUGAUUAUAUAAUAUUUAAGGUGCUUCCCUCGUGGUUAUACUAUGGUGUCUGUACAUUGCAGCGAGUCAGUGAGUUUCGCUAGAUAGCUUAAAAAAUCGUUGUAAAUACGUCUUCUGCGUCUCUAUCGGCAACAUAAUUGGUUGAUCAAGCUGACGGUUAAUUUAAAAAAGAGAAAAGAGUUAAUGGGUGCGUGAAAAGAUCUCGUCGGACGAGAGAUUUAUUCUCUUGGAAUCACCGGUGUGCGAUAUCUUCUUUGGUGGUAUAUAUAUAUAUAUAUAUGUAUAUAUAUAAUAUAUACGUAUGUAUACACGGAGCCACGCUCGCGGGUGCCAUGUGAAUUUACCUUUAACCAACAGCCUAAGCGCCAUAUCGUGUACGAAAGGAUGUACGAAAUUUUGCGACGGAAAUCCACGCAAAAGAAAGUUCGCGGAAGUUCGGUUCGAACGAUGGUGGAAAAAUAAUAGAAUAAUCGAUCGAGUUUCCAAUUUCGAAAAGCGAUUCACGCGCGGUGAGCCUCGUCCACGAGAGACACGGAGAAUAAACCAGAUUCCUUUCUCCUUUGAUCGUGCGCGCUAAAUCCAAUGUGUAUUUAAUUUGUAUCUAUAAAACCGGCCGACUUUAAAUAUCUCCCUCUAAGGCUAAGCGACGAUCGUUCUUUUAUCAUUAUCAAUCACUUCCUUUCCUUUGUAAAGUAUUAAGAUGCGUGCAACUUCUAUAUCUUAUUUAUUUCGCUCGGAAAAACGUUGAACGGAGGCAUCGCGUGGAUGUUCAGAGACACGCGCGGGGCACGGUUUUCCGUCGCAUGCGAGGCCUCUGCUUGAAUUCGACGGUCUACUAUCUUCGUUUUUAUUUCCCUUAUUAUUUCUUCUUCUUCUUCUUCUUCUUAUUCUUAUUCUUUUUCGCGAUUCCCGAUUAGCUCGAAGAGCCAACAGGGAUAUCGAACUCGUAGGAGACAAAUUUUUAGUUUCUCUUAAUCGAGGAGAGGUGAGACGGUCGGAUUCGAAAGAGAGUGAGAGAGAGAGAGAGAGAGAGAGAGAGAGAGAGAGAGAGAAAGAGAGAAAGGUGCGCGUCACGCAACGAAAUCGAAAACGAUCGCUAUAAAUAAAUUCGUAAACACGAUGUACAAACAAUGUGAGAUCAAUCUCCUCUUUAGCUUUCCUCGCAAGCGAUUUUCAUACGUUUUCAUACCCAUCUCAUACUCCUCCCUUUCGCAAAUUAUACCCCGACGAGGACGACGUGAAAGAUAAUGUUAGAAUAAUAAAAAAAAAACCUGUGACUGAACAAUAAAAUGCUCUAUUUUUAUGUUUUUAAAA
Apis cerana (Asiatic honeybee) is the source of this 6329-nucleotide messenger RNA. RefSeq names its product Toll-like receptor Tollo (gene Tollo). Gene Ontology annotation, biological process: signal transduction. Gene Ontology annotation, cellular component: extracellular matrix. Lineage: Eukaryota; Metazoa; Arthropoda; Insecta; Hymenoptera; Apidae. Gene Ontology annotation, molecular function: protein binding. The record is from RefSeq and is a predicted model, not a curated record.